Messenger RNA from Limanda limanda (common dab), 789 nucleotides. RefSeq names its product iodothyronine deiodinase 3a (gene dio3a). The record is from RefSeq and is a predicted model, not a curated record. The transcript has a single exon. Gene Ontology annotation, molecular function: thyroxine 5'-deiodinase activity. Lineage: Eukaryota; Metazoa; Chordata; Actinopteri; Pleuronectiformes; Pleuronectidae.
AUAAUGAAUACUAUCAAAGCUGUUAAAAAUGCCAUAGUCUGCCUGGUGCUGCUGCCCCGGUUCCUGGUGGCAGCGGUCAUGUUCUGGCUGCUGGACUUCAUCUGCAUCAGGAAGAGGGUCUUCUUCAGGAUGCAGGAGCAGGAGGGCGAUGCCAUCGAUCCUCCUCUCUGCAUAUCCGACUCCAAUCGCCUGUUCAGCCUGGAGUCCCUGAAAGCGGUGUGGCACGGGCACAAGCUGGACUUCCUGAAGGCGGCUCACCUCGGGCACGGUGCACCCAACACCGAGGUGGUCCAGCUGCAGGAUCAGAAGCGCAGCCGGAUCCUGGACUACGUGAAGGACCAGAGACCCCUCAUCCUCAACUUUGGCAGCUGCACCUGACCCCCGUUCAUGGCGCGGCUCAAGGCGUUCCAGGGGGUCGUGCAGCAGAACGCGGACAUCGCAGACUCUGUGGUGGUGUACAUUGAGGAAGCGCAUCCCUCCGACGGCUGGAUGAGCACGGACGCGCCCUAUCAGAUCCCCCGGCACCGGUGCCUGGAGGACCGGCUGCAGGCGGCGGGGCUCAUGCGCCUGGAGGUGCCCGGCUGCCCGCUGGUGGUCGACAGCAUGGAGAACUCUUCCAACGCCGCGUACGGAGCUUAUUUCGACAGACUUUAUAUUCUCCAGGAGGGAAAGAUAGUUUACCAGGGCGGCAGAGGACCCGAGGGCUACCGGAUCUCCGAGCUCCGGGACUGGCUGGAUCAAUACCGAGGGAGGCUGGGGCAAUCCAGUAAUCUAGUUAUCCAUGUGUAG